This is a messenger RNA of Alligator mississippiensis (American alligator), 10844 nucleotides long. It is a transcript of the gene SETDB2, whose product is annotated as SET domain bifurcated histone lysine methyltransferase 2. Gene Ontology annotation, cellular component: nucleus. Bases 519 to 2768 code for a protein of 749 amino acids. Gene Ontology annotation, molecular function: protein binding; zinc ion binding; DNA binding. Lineage: Eukaryota; Metazoa; Chordata; Crocodylia; Alligatoridae. Gene Ontology annotation, biological process: heterochromatin organization; negative regulation of gene expression. The record is from RefSeq and is a predicted model, not a curated record. The transcript is spliced from 15 exons.
CACGUUUCAAUUUCCGCCCAUCUAAAGCCCGCCUUCUUUCUUCUGCACAUGCGCUGUUGCUCCGGGCACAUGCUUUCCCUUAACUAGCAAGCUGCAGUGAUACGCAUGCGCGCUCUCGGUGGUUUGUUGCGGCGGGCUGGGUUUAGUUAAGAGUCUGGGGCGUUGUGGAGCUGGGCCUCGAAAGGUUUAAUGCUUCUUCUCUCCCCUCCGGGCUUCGCCGUGCAGGAGGCUCCGGGCGGUGACAGAGGAGUGGACUACUUUGAUCAAAGGAUGAAAAGUACUUGUGCGAGUUGAAGAGCGGCAUCUCGGAGAGUUUACAUUACAACGAUAAAGCACUGCUGAUGAGAGAAGAUGCAUGAUGUUUAAAAUUACUAGCCAUCGCUGGAAAUGUUGUCCGCAACUCUGUAGGAGAGCAAUAUAAUAGAUUGGGGUGUGCAGUUAUAGGGCAGCAAGUCCAUAAUGUUGUUCUCCUUCAUUAGCCUGGAUUUAGUAACAUUAAUAUUCUAACUAAAUUCUGGAUGCAUGAUACGUGUGUACAACUACUCCAAAGGAUGGAACAAACUAAAAGUGACUUACAGACGGUUUGGAGGGAGAUGGAAGAUGAAAGAGUGGACUUUAUAUUUGAGCAGAUGCAAAACCUGUUGCUGUCUCUGAAACAAAAGAUCAAAGAUGGAAGUGCAACAAGCAAAGAGUGCUUCCAAGCUUGCAUGCUGUUGAAAGAGGCUAAUCUAAGUAAUCUUUUCACAUCAACAAAUGUAAACAAUGUGACUGAUGAAGAUACCAUGCAGAAAAGCGAAUCUAGAUUACAGCCUUCUGAAUCAAAUGGAAAUAGAACAGAUACAGAAGACAGUUCUCUCUUCCCUAAGACUGAGGCACAGAAAGUGGAGAGGAGCAUGAAGACACACCUACCUUUUUGUGCAGGGUUGAGUAGAAUUGUGAACAUGGAAGAGAAGGAAAAGUCAUGUUCAGAGAAUGAAGAGGCAGCUAAUGAAAUCGUGGAGUUACCUUUAACAUUGCCUUAUCAGAAUCACAAUUGCUCUAAUGCGUGUCUUUCCAAUAGACCACUGAACUCCUACAAGAGUGAAAACCCCCUUAAGAUACCAAUCCUGUGUCAGUUCCAAAGACGACAUGCAAAAGCAGACUGUCUUUCCAAGUCACAUGAUGUGAAUUAUAAAGCCCCCUGUGGGAAGAGUCUGAGAAAUUUUGAAGAGGUGCAGAAUUACCUGCUUGAAACAGAGUGUGACUUCUUAUCUGUUGAUUACUUUUCCUUCAACACAUAUGUACAGCUGGGCAGGAACACUGUAAACCAAGAACCACUUGUAUUUGAUUUUGAUAUCAGCAAUGGAGCUGAGGUGGUGCCCAUUUCCUUCUGCAAUGACAUUGACCGUACAAGAUUACCUUUCUUUAAAUACAGAAAGGCAUCAUGGCCACGUGGAUACUAUCUGAACAACUUUUCCAGCACGUUUGUUGAUUCAUGCGACUGUACAGAUGGCUGCACAGAUAGGUUAAAAUGUGCAUGCCUACAGCUGACUGCAAGAGGCUUUAGUGAAAGUUCCAUGUCGCCAAAUAAAGUACUUUGUGGAUAUAAGCAUAAAAGACUGGAGAUGCCCAUUACUAGUGGAAUUUACGAAUGUAACGUAUCAUGCAGGUGUAACCGAAUGUUGUGUCAGAACAGAGUAGUACAGCAUGGCAUCCAGGUUCGGUUACAAGUGUUUAACACAGAAAAGAAAGGCUGGGGAGUCCGCUGCCUUGAUGAUAUUGACAAAGGAACAUUUGUUUGCACUUACUCAGGCAGGCUGAUGAGCAGAGCUGAAUCUCAGGAAACAGGUGAUGCUAAUCAUGAGGAUAAUGAACAAGAUGCCGAGAGUGGCAGAAGUCACAGCUCACUUCCAAAGAAAAGAAGAGGGGAUGCUGCUUGUUCAGAUUCUGAGAUUGAGCUUGUGCAGACUGGUAAAGGUGCUCUUCAUGCGGAGUAUGAACCUUUGACUCAACCUUUAGAUGCUGAAAACAAACCACCUGAUCUUUUGCCAUCUCUGUACAGACUUCAGAAUAAUGGAUGUAAUCCAAAUAAUUUGAUCAACUCUGGUGUUAGAAGACCUAAAGCCAGAAUAGAUUUUCUCCACAAUCACCAGCCAGAACUGGGAGUUGAUACACUGGCACAUGAUGCCACCUCGGAUGAAGGUAGCUCUUUAUCCCAGCAGUCAACCAAAUUGAAACCAACCACUGGAACCAAGAGAAGAAAAGGAAAACUAAACCUGCGACAGGAGCUAGAGGAUCUGGAGGAGACCAUGCAGGUUGAAUCUGCUGUCAGCCUUGGUGCAAAGUGCAAAGAGAGGACAUCUCCACAGGAUCUUGCACAUGGUAAAUUGGUCACGCAAGGUGAUGCUUAUGCUGUGAAAAAGGACAGGGCUCUACUCCAUAAGAGUGAGUUCAAAGAAGAAAAAUGUAAGAGCUCCAAACAAGAUCCUUUUUGUCAUGAGACGCUUCUGAAGAAUUCUGAUCAAGAAAACAUUUAUUUGUUGGAUGCCACAAAAGAAGGAAAUGUGGGUCGAUUUCUUAAUCAUAGCUGCUGCCCAAAUCUCUUUGUGCAAAGUGUCUUUGUAGAGACUCACAACAAGAAUUUCCCCUGGGUGGCAUUCUUCACAAACAGGCACGUGAAAAGUGGAACUGAACUCACGUGGGAUUAUGGUUAUGAAGCUGGAAGCAUGCCAGAGACUGAGAUCCCCUGUCAGUGUGGCGUUCAGAAGUGCAGGAAAAAAAUUUUAUAGACAAAUCUUUCCUACUAUCAGCAUGUCCACAUAUAUGGGGAAAAUCACAUGCAAAAAAAUACAGGACACUAGCAGAAUUGCAUUUCUUCAGUGGACCUUCAUAGAAGCUUGUGCACUGGAUUGGUUUAGUCAUUAUUGGCUUAAGUAUGCUAGUGUUUACUUUCAGUUGUAGCAUAACAAAGAGUGGUCAUGAGCACAAGCAUGAAUUUUUCCCUAGGCUAUUUUUAUGCUUCGUGCUUUGUUUUCUAUUUCUUUUUUUAUGUUAAAAAAUAGAAGAACACUUUGUUUGCACGUCAGUUUUCCUUAAGUUACCUGGUGGCUAAGGAACCAUAAUAAUGUUUGUGAUGGAUGUACGUAGGCAAGCAGAACUAUCUUUUUUAAUACAGUUACUGUAUUUGCAAAAUACUUCAGAAAUACAGCCCUACACUUGCCUGCUGACACCUUGUGUCAAUUCCAAACCUCAAGUUCACCACAACUCAAACGUCUGAAAACCAGGGACCAAACAGUUAAGGUACAUGCCCAUACAACUUGAACUAUGCUGCUACCCCCUGGGGUACCAGUAACCAAGGGACAUGCCAGCUGUGUUCACUAUGUUAACUGUAGCUGUACUGAAUGUUGGAAGGAUUAAUCAGAGCAGUUGGGCAGACCUGUGAUUGUGAUAGGAGGCAGACUGGGACUUGCUCUUUUGGGCUAGAAGGGGUGUAUGUGUGACCCUUCUUCCUGAGCCAUUGUUGCAUGAUCAAAGGAAAGAAGAACUGCACCUUGAGAAAUCCAUUGUGUCUUUAGCUCUGCCUUUUACAGGCUACAUCACCAGUGGGGCACCAGAGCUGUCUUGCCACAGGAAUUGUUGUUAGUCAGGUGAGCAUGUGACCUGUGGGUGCAUUAAUGGAAAGUGAAAGUAGUAUUAGAAGGUGCUGUGAACAGACUGUAAAAUUUAGCAGACAUAGGUUGUCUGUGGAACAGGCUAGGUGCUUAACUCUGUGACAGGUGUAGGUUGCUCUUAUUUAGUACAGCACAAAAGGGAGUUGAGUAUGUAGUUUAUGGAUAAAUUGGGACAUUGUUCAAAGAAGGCAUAGUUAAGGUUGCAUAGGUGCGAACCUCAGCUCUUCAUAUCCUGAGUUUUUUUUUCUUUAGAAAUGUUAAGUUGUGUUGAACUUGUACCCUAAAUGAGCAUAAGAUAUCCUCAGGCAUCUUUAAAUAUGAAUUAACCAAGUGCUUUGUCAUAGAAUUUUGCUAAUUGAUUAAACAGGGGGGGAGAUGUUGCGAUUUAUUUAGGCAAUUGGAUUCAGUUACUACAGAGGUUUGAAGUAGAGCUGCUGUAGUGGCUAGGUAAAGGAUACUGUGUGCUGCUCCCACCCCACCCCCCACACACGCUUACAGUGGGAGGAGUGUGAUACCUAUGCUUUGAAAUGUCAGAACUGUGUAGUUGCCACAAGUCUGGUGAGAGACAAGUGUAGAAUCAUAGAAAAUUAGGGUUGGAAGGGACCUCAGGAGGUUAUCUAGUCUAACCCCCUGCUCAAAGCAGGACCAUCCCUAACAAUAUCCCAGCUAAGGCUUUGUCUAGCCAAGUCUUAAAAAUCUCCAAGUGGGGAGAGUCCACAACCUCUCUGAAUAAUCUGUUCAGUGCUUUACUAACCUCCUAGUGAAAACAUUUGUCUUCAUAUCUAACCAAAACUUCCUUUGCUGCAACAUGAGACUAUUGCUCCUUGUUCUAUCAUCUGUCACCACUGAAAACAGUUUAACUCCAUCCUCUUCCAAAACCCACUUCAGGUAGUUGAAAACUGCUAUUAAAUCCCCACUCAGUCUUCUCUAGUCCAGACUAAAUAAGCCUAGUUCCUGCUAUCUUUCCUCAUAAAUCAUGUGUCCCAGCCCCUUAAUCAUUUUCGUUGCCCUCUGCUGGACUCUCUCCAAUUUGUCUACAUCCUUCUUGUAGCGGAGGGCUCAAAACUGGACACAGAUGCAGUCUCACCAGUGCCGGAUAGAGAGUAAGAAUCACUUCAUUCAAUUUGCCAGCAACGUUUGUACUAGUGCAGUCCAGUAUGCUGUUAGCCUUCUUUGCAACAAGGGCACACUGCUGGCUCAUAUUCAGCUUAUUGUCCACUGUAACCCUCAGGUCCUCUUCUGCAGAACUGCUGCUUAGCCAUUUGGUCCCCAGCCUGUACUAGGUGCAAGGGAUUGUUCCGUCCUAAGUGCUGGACUUUGCACUUGUCCUUAUGAUUGAGAUUUCUUUUGGUUCAUGUCUCGAGUAUGUCAAUGUCUCUCUAAAUCUUAACCCUCCCUCCAGUGUAUUUACUGCUCCCUCCAGCUUGGUGUCAUCUGCAAACUUGCUGAUGAAGACUUUAAACAAAACAGGCCCCAGGACAAACCCCUAGGGUACUCCACUUAAUACCAUGUGCUAAAUAGACAUUGAGCUAUUGAUCACUACUCUUUGAGCCCAACUAUCCAGCCAGUUUUUUUAUCCACCGUUCAGUCCAUUUAUCCAACCUGUAUUUCUGUAGCUUGCUUGUGAGACUGUUGUAGGAAACUAUAUACCUUGAGUUCAGCAGGGCUUUUGAUAUUGCAUCCACUGCUCUACCCACAUCCAUAGAGCCAGUCAUUUAAUCACAGAAGGCAAUCAGGUUGGUCAUGCCUUGCCCUUGGUGAAUCCAUGCCGACUGUUCCUAAUCACCACCUUCUCCUCCAAGUGCUUAGAAAUAGAUUCCUUGAGGACCUGCUUCAUUAUUUUUCCAAGGACUGAGGUGAGGCUGACUGGUCUGUAGUACCCCUCCUUCACUUUUGUAAAGAUGGGCACUAUAGUUGCCCUCUUCCAGUUGUCCAGGACCACUCCCAGUUGCCAUGAGCUUUCCAAGAUAAUGGCCAGCGUCUCUGCUGUCACAUCAGCCAACUCUCCCAGCACCCUUGGGGGAAUUGUGUACAGCCCCAUGGACUUGUACACGUCCAGAUUUUCUAAACAGUCCCUGUGGCAGUGCACCUUUGGUGCCUGCAAUUUGAACAGCAGAAGAUAGGCAGCAGCCAGGUGCUUGAUGAGGGCAUCCAUUUUGGCCCAGUGAUGGAAGCUGGGCUGUAGUUUGCUGCAGGAAGGACGGAAGUAACAUCAGGCUGAGAGGCUGCUCGGGGAAUAUCGGGAGGUAAGAGCAGGAGUGUGGGGUGUAGGUGACCCUUUGUCCUGGGUAAGACAUAAAACUGCACCCUGCUGGAGGAGGGUGGUGUGAGAGCCCUCAGGAAAUGCCAGGCCAGUUACCUCCCCAGUCAAAGGCGGGUCAGGGCACCUUAAUAACCCCAGAUCCCUGGUGGUGUUCUAAUGAGCAGGGGGAGCCCAGGCUCAUUAAGGAGCACCCAAGGCAGCUCAGGUUGGAGGAGGGACUUGGAGCCGUGCCCAGGUAGCAGGGUAAAGCCUGGGGGCGACGAUUAGCGAGGCCCUGAGUGAGAGGGGUGACUAUUAGGGAGGCCCAGUGGAGGUAUUGUGUCCUGGCAAGGGGCCAGGAGUGAAAUAGGCCUACGGUUAUAGAAUCGCUUAGUCAGUGCUCAGGUGAGGGUAGUGGGAGACACCCAACAGACUGAGCUGGGGCUGACUGAGGCGAGGAGAGCUAAGCCUGAAGCUGGGUGAGGCCAGGCAAGAUGAAUGUGGCCCUGAGAGGGUGGUAUGGAAGAGGGUGGGUGAGAGCCAGCAGUGUAAAUGGGACCCUGGUGAGAGGGGGGUGGCAUGUGAGUGGUCCUCCGGGGCUGUAGAGAAGAGCUACAACUGUGUGCCCAGUUUGCUCUGGCUAUAGAAGUAACACACACAGAGUAACAUCUGCGAGGCAUGGGACCCAUGGAGGGGAGGUCGGAGCCGGUAUUAGGCCCUUGGCAGCAGGGCAAGUAAUGGGCAGCCUUCCGCCUUAGUAACAACUCUCAUAUUUUCCAUCAAGGCAUGGCAGGAGAGUGAAGUGGGCAGUUACCUCUGGAGCAGGGGGGCCGGCAGAGACCUGAUGAGGAGGCCAUCCUGUUAUAGUCCCUAACCUGUUCUUUCACCACUGUUGUCUGCUCACCUCCUUUCCAAACUGUGCUGCCAGGUGCAAUAGUCUGGGAGCUGACCUUGCCUGUGAAGACUGAGGUAAAAAAGGCAUUGAGUGCUUCAACCUUUUCUGCAUCAUCUGUCACUAGUUUGCCUCCCCCAUUCAGUAAGGGACCCACAUUUUCCCUGAUCUUCCUGUUGUUACAUACUUGUAGAAAUCCUUCUUGGUACCCUUCACGUUCCUUGCUAGCUGCAACUCUAGUUGUGCUUUGUCUUUCUUUAUUUCAUUUCCCUGUGCCAGAGCUUUACUUUUAUACUCCACCCUACUGGUCUGUCCAAGUUUGAGCUUUUUGUAAGCUUCCUUUUUGUGUUUUAGCUCACUGAAGGGUUCCCUGUUAAGCCUAAGUCAAAUUGGUCUUCUGCAGUUUUUGCUAGUCUUCCAGAACAUCAAGAUGGUUCAUCCCUGUGCCUUCAGUAAGGUCUCUUUAAAAUGCAACCAGCUCUCUGGGACUUCAUUUCCUCUCAGGCUGGCCUCCCAGGGGAUCCUGCCCAUCAGUUCCCUGAGUGUAUCAGUCUGCUUUUCUGAAGUCCAAGGUCUGUACUCUGCUGCUCUCUUUCCUUCCUUUCUUCAGGAUCCUAAACUCAAUCAUUGCAUGGUCACUACUGCUAUUCACUUCUAUAUUCCCCACCAAUUCUUCCCUGUUUGAGCAGCAGGUCAAGAAGAGCAUGGCCUCUAGUUGGUCUCUCCAACACUUGCACUAGGAAGUUGUCCUCAACACUCUCCAAAAAUUUCCUGGAUUGCCUGAGCACCGCUGUAUUGCGCUCCCAGCAAGUGUCAGGGUGACUUGAAGAUCCCCAUAAGAACCAGGGCCUCUGAUCAAGAAACUACUGCUAGCAGUUUGAAGAAAGCCUCAUCCUCUUGGUGGGUGUCUGCCACAUACCACCAGAUCAUGAUGUAACCUUUGCUCUCCCCUCUAACCCUAACCCAGAGACUUUCAACAGUCCUGUCUCCAGUUUCAUACUGGAGCUCUGAACAAUCAUUUAGCUCUUUUAUGUAAAGUACAACUCUUCUUCCUCUUCUCUCCUGCCUGUCCUUUGUGAAGAGUUUAUACCCAUCCAUGACAGGACUUCAGUCAUGUGAGCUAUCCCACCAAGUCUAACAUUGACUGUGUCCCCAAGUCUGAACAGUUUUAUUACACUGUGGUUACAGCAGUUUUAAGCACCUGAGAAUCUGGUGCAUGCCUCUUCUUCUCUAACCUCCUCCAUUAAUAUCCCUCCAAGCAUGACACAAGGCACAGGCAGCCUUUGUGUGUGGCACGCAGCAGAUUGGAGAAGGGACAGGCAGCACAGUGUCAGAGAGAGCAGAAAAGAGUAGCAGAUUGUGCAGGAGAAGGAAAUCGAAGUGGCACUCAGGGAGAGUGUGGGGCUAAUACGUGGCAUGCUAGCUGAAAAGGUUGCUUCCACUGCACUGUCACAAGAGUUUCCCCCCCACUACCUAACACCAUUUCCAGCUCAUAAUCUGCUUGAUAUCUUUCUGUUAAGCCAUUCUAGAAGCCAGUUAGUAUAUUAAAUGUAGUCCCUUGCUGUCUGGCACCCAGGAUGGUUAUUUACACAGUGCAGUCAGCAGCGUGGGUUGCUUGGGUGGUUACAUGCUUCCUUAAUCCUGUAGCUCAAGCUGUAUUUUGAACUAGGCCAUGUACCUCAACUGUGUUCUACUUGCCUUUGCUUCAGUGAGGCCUCCUUAGACAUGCUUCUGGGCUGGUAGUUGGCCAUGCCUCUGUCUUGCAGGGUCACCCCAGCUACCGACACAUUGGGGCAAGAGGGGUCCCUACAGAACCCAGCACUUAAAUAGUGUGAUGGAUUAUGUUUCAUUGUAAUAGUUUUGUGUUGUCUGUGUUCAUAUUGUUAUAAUGUUCCAUGAUUUGGUUUACCUCAUUUGUCUGUACACAGAGCAGUGGUUCGCAAAUUUUUUGGAGCCAAAGCACUCUUUCACCACUUCUGAAAUGCAGGGGUUCCCUGGUUGAGAAGCACUGUUGGUGCUGCCUCAACUUACCUCAGUGCUUUACAACUAGGUGUUACUGCCUCCAGAUGAAAUUGCCCUGUGCCUGCUGUACAGCCAGCCCAGGAAGGGCCAUGGCACAUGUCCAUGCUACUGCUGCAUUAGGGCUUUGAUCAGCCUAAAUAGGCAGAGGCUUCCUCAUUGUAGCCCUUCCUAGGCAGAAAAUCUCUAGCUGGUUGGUCUUUGCGCCAAUAAAUGCCUUUAUUGAAGCAAAGCUGUCAGCUUGCUGUUUGAAAAGUCAGGUUGUGCUGGAUCUUCCCAGCAAGAGAUAAAGUCUCUCUCUGUCGCAGAACUAGAUGCUAGUUUCUUAAGUCAGGAUCACAAAGCACCAGAGAAGGUGCAAGACCAAAAGGCCAUGGUCAUAGAGUGGAAAGUGGCUUGUGUUCCCCCUGUGCUCUAGAAUUUGAGGGACACUCGGAGACCAGACAAAGCUGUGGUGGUCUGGAGCAGACACCCCUGGAGGGCACUUCAUGAUACAUGGAAGAGGAAAAUGCAGGUUAAUAGGUGCUGCAGCCCCUAAUCCUCAGGAUUCAACACGUCAGUCUACUUCCACGUCACCCCCUCCUUGUAUUCCACACUGCCUGUUAUUGGAGCCUUGCCACCUGUCCUUAGUUGGCCCCACCAUAAUCCCCCGUCCCUCCUCUGCCACUUAUCCCAGUAUUCAUAACACCAAGUUAUGGGGAAGCAUGAUCACGCUUGAAGUUAGGCUGCAGAUACAGGUGGACCUAGACAGGCUAGCAAGUUAGUCAGGUCAGAACCAGAUGAGGUUUAACAUUGCGAAAUAUUAAGUGCUCCACCUGGGAAUAAACAAUCCCCUACACACCUACAGGCUUCGCAGUGUCAAUGUGACCAGCACUACAAAUGAAAGAGACCUGGGGGUAAUAAUUGACCACAGUAUGAACAUGAGCUAGCAGUGUGACACUGCAGCCAGGAGGGCAAAUAAUACUCUGGCAUGCAUCAAUCGAUGCAUCUCCAGCAAAACCAAGGAAGUAAUUCUUCUGUUCUACUUGGCAUUGGUGAGACCGUAGAUGGAGUACUGUGUCCAGUUCUGGGUGCUGCACUUCAACAAGGAUGUGGGAAACCUUGAGAGAGUCCAGAGAAAGGCCACCUGUAUGAUCAGAGACUUGCACGGCAUGCCAUAUGAGGCUGAGGGACCUGGGACUCUUCAGCAUGAAGAGAAGGCUGAGAGGGGACUUGGUAGUAGCUCACCGCUACAUCUGGGGCAUACAUCAGGGGCAUACAUCAAGGGCUCGAGCAACUGUUCACCAGGGCACCCUUAGGGAAAACCAGGAGCAAUGGUCACAAACUCCUGGAAGACCAUUUCAGGCUCAACAUUAGGAAAAACUUCUUCACAGGUUGGGUGUCCACUGUGGAAUAAGCUCCCUCCAGAGGUGGUGCAAUCGCCUACCCUGGAAAUCUUCAAGAGGAGACUGGACGGUCACCUUGCUGGGGUCACUUGUCCCCAGUUGUCUUUCCUGCUCGGUGCAGGGGGGCUGGACCUGAUGAUCUUCCGAGGUCCACUGCAGCCUAAAUUCAAUUAAUCUACUCCAAACCCUUUCCCUCCAGUUUUCUCACCCUUUGCUUCUUACCUCCCAGCCAGUGUUUAUAUGUGUAAUUAAUUUUCUUUUAUUAAUAGUUGGAGUACUUUCCAGAUCUUCUGUGCUUGGAUUACAUUUCCCCUCUCCCCCAACAGAGUCAGAUAGCUAAAUAUUUUCCAACCCCUCCUUCACCAUCUGAAGCCAAAGUACAUUUCAGCUUAUGCUUACUUGUGUAUAAGUUAGCUCCAUGCCACAUGGCUGCUGUGGAAACUGGAAGGCUAGCAGCUCUUGUCUACUUGGCUCACAAGCAUUUGGCUUGUGUUUGUGCUGAGAAGCAGCUCCAUUAAAUACUGUUUUCCAUUUUGCCUUUCCAAAGGGAUGUGGGGAAACAUGCACUACAUGAGGCAAUGGUCAAAGUGCUGAAACUUAUUUUGGGCAUGAAGUUAUGAUUUGCUCCCAAAAUCUUAAUAAAAAGAAAAAUGCUA